AAACCCAGGGCCACACUGACGGCAGGAACAACAAUUAUGCCAGUAGGGGGCAGUGUGACACUGACCUGCUCUGUGCAGAGCUCUGAUGGAUGGAAAUAUGAGUGGUUCAGACGAACCCAAACAACCUCUGAAGUUCAAAUCAGAGAUCAACAAAACAGAGAUAUCAGAGUAUCUCAAGGAGGAAUCUACAGCUGCAGAGGAACAAGAGGAAACCCAGUUUACUACACUGAUAUGAGUGAUGAUGUCACCAUUGAGAAAACCUUUUCCAAUAAAGUUGUUGUAAAACAACAACCCAACUGGCCUCAGAUAUUCAGAGGUGAGACGAUCACUCUGACAUGUGAGGUGCAGGAAGGAGGUGAAACCACUGAGUGGGAGUAUGAAUGGAGAGGACCCAGGACACCCACACAGUGGACACACAAUAAGGAUGUGACAUUCAGAGUUUCUGAGUCCAGCAGUGGAGACUACAUGUGUAAGAGUCGACGCAGAGAUGACUCAUAUUCUUCAACAGAGUGGAGUGAAGCCUUCACAUUGUCAGUAUCAAAUAAACCCAGGGCCACACUGACAGCAGGAACAACAAUCAUACCAGUAGGGGGCAGUGUGACACUGACCUGCUCUGUGCAGAGCUCUGAUGGAUGGAAAUAUGAGUGGUUCAGACGAACCCAAACAACCUCUGAAGGUCCAAUCAGAGAUCAACAAAACAGAGAUAUCAGAGUAUCUCAAGGAGGAAUCUACAGCUGCAGAGGAACAAGAGGAAACCCAGUUUACUACACUGAUAUGAGUGAUGAUGUCACCAUUGAGAUAACCUUUUCCAAUAAAGUUGUUGUAAAACAACAACCCAACUGGCCUCAGAUAUUCAGAGGUGAGACGAUCACUCUGACAUGUGAGGUGCAGGAAGGAGGUGAAACCACUGAGUGGGAGUAUGAAUGGAGAGGACCCAGCACACCCACACAGUGGACACACAAUAAUGAUGUGACAUUCAGAGUUUCUGAGUCCAGCAGUGGAGACUACAUGUGUAAGAGUCGACGCAGAGAUGACUCAUAUUCUUCAACAGAGUGGAGUGAAGCCUUCACAUUGUCAGGAUCAACAGAUAAACCAAAGGCCAAACUGAGAGCUGAUAACACAGCUGUUCCAGUAGGGGGCAGUGUGACCCUGACCUGCUCUGUGAACCCAUCAUCAUCAUCUGGAUGGAAAUACUACUGGUACAGAGAUGAGAAAUCCUCUGAAGCCCUGACCACACAAGAUGCAGUUUUCCACUCAAAUGGACAAAUCAGUGUCUCACAGGAAGGACUCUACAGGUGCAGAGGAGGAAGAGGAAACCCAGUUUACUACACAGAGGACAGCCAGUCAGUCAGGAUUGGGAAAACUGCAGCACCUGAGCCUGAAAGCGCUUCAUUUCUCACUCCUUUGAUUGUUGGACUUGUUUGUGGAAUUUUACUGAUUCUUCUUCUGCUGCUGUUGUGUCGCUUCAAACAGGAUUCAUUCUUUACCAGGACUCGGAGCACAAAUCAGAGCUCUGCUAUGAACCACAUGAUCAAGGAUGAAGCUCAACACAGUCAACAUGCUUCUACUCUUCAAGGUGAUGCUUGUGUUUAUGAAUCAAUCAAAGACCACGAUGACACACAAAAUGAUGACAGUGUGUUGUAUGCACAGGUCUCCCAUGAUAGAGCUAAAACCAAGAAAGACAACGAUGACAGCCUGUUGUACGCACAGGUCUAUUACAAUAAAGUGAAACCCAAGAGACACAAAGGGAAACCAGCUCCUGCAGCAGCUGAUGAAACAGUUUAUUCUGAAGUUAAAUCACAAACAGCUCUGGAUUAAUAACAAGAUCUGCAAAACCAACUGGAUCAGUGACAAAACUGAGUUUCAUUUGAAUUUAAGAGAUCAUUGGAGAAAUUGAGAUUAUGCACUGUUUUAUAAAAUAAAGUAAAAUAAAAAUUUUUUUCAUCAU
Molecule: messenger RNA, 1948 nt
Organism: Oreochromis niloticus (Nile tilapia)
Lineage: Eukaryota; Metazoa; Chordata; Actinopteri; Cichliformes; Cichlidae
Product: Fc receptor-like protein 4
Exons: 13
Coding region: 37-1818 (593 amino acids)
Biological process (GO): immune response; cell surface receptor signaling pathway
Cellular component (GO): external side of plasma membrane
Molecular function (GO): transmembrane signaling receptor activity
Source: RefSeq, a predicted model, not a curated record